UCGGUUCUGUCUAUUUUUCACAUGCUUGCAUGUACGCAUACAUCUUCACUCACCUUUUAUCGUUCACCGUGCUUUCAAAUUGCAGGAUGCAAUGAGCUCUGCAUCAACCAUCACCCAAACCUUAAGUGGUGAACUAGCCCACGGCCAGUGCAAUCUCCUAGCUUUCAUGGCAGUUGGAGCAAAUCAGAAAACAAUGAAUCCCUUGGCCACAAAACAAAACGAUGGACCUUUGGGUGGGCUACAUGACAUGGCCAUGACUAUGCAACAGGUUGAGGCACCUUUGGAUCCAAAGAAAGAGAUGGCAAGAUUAAUAUCUGAACAUAAGUAUGAGGAAGCAUUCACUUCAGCCCUUCAAAGAAGCAAUGUCACCAUUGUGUCCUCGUUAUGUUCUCAGGUACGCAAUAUUGUCAUCCUCAUAUUGAAGGGACCGUGCACCAAAUCACCACUGGAUCACUGAUUCAUUGAUGAGUUGGUUCAUUAGGGUAACAGCCAGCAAGGUGAUUUGCAGGCUUUCUAGUCAAUAGCAUC
Molecule: messenger RNA, 528 nt
Organism: Magnolia sinica
Lineage: Eukaryota; Viridiplantae; Streptophyta; Magnoliopsida; Magnoliales; Magnoliaceae
Product: enhancer of mRNA-decapping protein 4-like
Exons: 2
Coding region: 92-457 (121 amino acids)
Biological process (GO): deadenylation-independent decapping of nuclear-transcribed mRNA
Cellular component (GO): P-body
Source: RefSeq, a predicted model, not a curated record